UUCGUAUUAGACAGGACGAAGUAUUAAAAAUUUGACGUUACAUCUACGUCGCAAAUUUGUUCAAUAUUUUUUCUUUAAUAAUUUGACAUGUCGGACGACAGCUAUCUUCUAAACUUAUGGCUAGAAUCAAAACAUAAAAUAUUUCUCGGUUCCGGUACAUUUGGCACAGUAGUAAGCUGCCGUAACGAAUCUACCCGGGAACUCUUCGCCCUGAAGGCAAUGGUUUUCCAGUGCUGCGAAGCAAACAAGGAUGCUCACUCUGCUGAAAUUAACCAUCUCAAAAAUAUAUACUCCACCCUUGCUAAAAUGAAGCACAAAAAUAUCGCAAAAAUUGACAAAUUUAAUCAUUGCCGCCUGGCUGGUAAAGAAAUUCAAAAUUUUUUGCAAGAUCUAAAAACGACGGGAAAUGGUGACGAUAGUGUAAGCAGAAUGAUACGAAGAAUAAAAAGUAUUGGAAGUGUAUAUAUGUUGUUUAUCCAAAUGGAGAGAUGUGGCGACACAUUGGAACAGUAUUUGAGGAAUACUGAGAAAUAUUUGAGGGAUGUUCAGAACCCUGAGCCUACUAUUGCCAAGCAGGAGGUGACGCUGACUGAGCACAACUACCUAGAGAGAAUGAAAGUAGGCAUAAUUAAAGGAUUAAUUAACGGAGUGGAAUUUCUCCAUCAAAACAAGAUUAUACACAAACGCUUACACCCAAGAAAUAUAUACUUCACACACAACAGGAACACUACUUACUGCCUACCAGUAAAAAUUGGUGAUGCGGGCAUUACCAAUCGAAGCUGCGAAAUUCACGAAAAACCAAUAUGUCGUGACUACAUGGCGCAUGAGACACUUGAUGAUGUUUACGAAUAUGGGACGGAUAUCUUUGCUUUAGGAUUGAUUAUUUGGGAAGUUCUUCAGCAAAUUCCUAAAAAAAAGAAAGCCUUCCAUUUUGACAAGUUAACAAACGGCAGAGAGCUUAACUUAAUUUCCGAUGAUAAUUGCAGCAUCCUGCAAAAUGCAUCCCAGCUGAUAUGCAAUUUGACAGAGAGAAAACCAGAAAACCGUAAAACUACGUUUAGUUUGGACGAAGUUCAUUUUACCUCCUCGUUUGCCAGCGACUCAGAUGAGUUGCAGCAUGUUAUAAAGAAUCUGCGGAGGGGAGAUGUAAUACAAAUUGGUCCUGGAAUCUACCACGGAUCAAUUCUGAUUAACAGGGAUGACGUAAUUUUACAGGGAAUCCCUGGUGAGACAUUAUUACUACCUAAUGCAAAAGAUUCAAUAUGUCUACACGUUCAGUCUUCUAGAUGCAUGAUAAGCGGGAUAUCAAUCUAUCAUAAGAAUCAGGUCGGGGUGGGUAUCUUAGUGGUGGGAAGUAAAAAUUGUUUGCAGAACGUGAAAGUGACUAAGUUUGGUCAGGGUGUAGUUAUAAACGGAGAGUCUAACAAUUUAAUAAAAUUUGAGGUAAAUCAAUGUCACAAGGGAAUUUUGAUAAAUGGGAAUGAUAACAACAUUUUCAAAAGCUUUCUUGUCGAAAGCGGACUUGUUGCAAUGGAACUGAUCGGUUCAAAGUGCAAAGUUGAAGAAUUAGUAGUGGAUAAAGCUGACAGGGGCAUCGUCAUUCACGGAGGACACAAUAUAGUUUCUCAAAUUACCCAUAAUCACUACGGGACGUAUAGAGCUAACAGUUUCUGCGUAUGUGUCAUCGGCGGAGAAGAUAACGAAUUAACUAGUGUGAUGUGUGAAGACGGUAGAGUGAAGAUAUUUAAUAACGGACAACGUACCAAGAUUCAUGGGGCAACCUGCGAUAUCCUGAAUUUGAAUGAUACACGUAUCAUGACGAAAUGCAAUAUUACAAAACUACCUCCUAUACAGGCCAAUGUGGAUAAAGCUAAAAUAAUUUGCUCAACUUGCAAGAAUUUUUAUCUACCAAGAUCUGAGAUCUCUGGAUUGAGUACUGACAUACUAAAUAAGGAGAUAUCUAACCCUCUAAAACACCAAAUUAUUAACGUGCUAUAUAAGGACGCUUACAUCCUAAGGAAUUUUGCAAGAUAUGCUGCCAGUUGGGGUUUACCAGAAGAAGUUCUGGACCAAAUGGAUCAUUUAUAUAAUAACCACCGUAACAAAAGAGAAGAGGGCUAUAUACUUAUCAGAGAGAUAAUGAAUGAAUGGACUGGAAGAAGGAAGCGAUCUGUUCAAGAUAUCCUUACAAUUCUGAAACCCGAUUUUGAAAUUGCCCAUGAUAACGUAUACAAACUGGUUGAAGAAUGGACUUUCCUGUCGGAGUGAUUAACGAUAUCGUCGUGAAGAAGUAGAGGAGUUAUUUAUAUAUGUAUAUUUCUAACAUAUGUAUAAUUUAAUUAACGUGAAAAUUUAUGCAUAGUACGAUUAUUACAACUGUUAAGCUUUUUAGAGACGUAUUUGUGUAUCUGAUACCUCAGAGCAAAAAGUAAACUCAUAAACGAAA
Folsomia candida is the source of this 2446-nucleotide messenger RNA. RefSeq lists its product as uncharacterized. NCBI's taxonomy places the organism in Eukaryota, Metazoa, Arthropoda, Collembola, Entomobryomorpha, Isotomidae. The record is from RefSeq and is a predicted model, not a curated record. Gene Ontology annotation, molecular function: protein kinase activity; ATP binding. Bases 88 to 2268 code for a protein of 726 amino acids. Gene Ontology annotation, biological process: protein phosphorylation. The transcript has 3 exons.